Messenger RNA from Lolium perenne, 2902 nucleotides. RefSeq lists its product as uncharacterized. The record is from RefSeq and is a predicted model, not a curated record. Lineage: Eukaryota; Viridiplantae; Streptophyta; Magnoliopsida; Poales; Poaceae.
UCGCCCGCUCCCUCGUCGUCCUCAUAUAACACCAUCUCCCUGAUCAUCGUCCUCGUCCUCGUGUAUACUUCCUCCUCUUCCUGAUCAUCGAUCACCAUUCCUCUAAGCAGAGCAAAUCCGCCUCCAAACGCUCCAGGCGCUGGCGGCCUCCAAGACGAUCGAGAAAGCUUCUUGACCUCUGUUCCACUGAAUUGGGCAAGGCGGGCCUUCUGCACGCUCUUCCUGACGCUCACUUUUUUUCUGGCGACCUCUGGUCAGUGAUCUUGAACGGCUUCAUCGAUCUUCAGCUCGGCUAUCUGCUGAGGGCGCUGCUGUUUUCCGAGAGACUUAAGUAGUUUGGAGAACCAGUCUUAUACCCAAUGAAAACUCUGUUUAACUCUGUUGAUUUACUUGUUUUGCCAGGAACAAAGCAUCCGCUGAGAUCUGCUUUGCUGCUUUCUUCAGCAAGCAUUCCUCCCGAGGAUUUGGUGGUGAGCCGAUCUGCUUUUGCAGACCCUAUAUUUUAUUGCAGGAGUAUUAAUUUUGACUUCUCUUUCUUGUCGUUGGGCAUUUUCAGCAAAUCUAGUCAGUAGCUUGCUACGAGUGGAUCCUGAAUAACAGCAAGAAAUUCACAAUUGAUGUUAGUAUUCUGCUGAUAUAGAUCAAGAUCUGCCACCAGUUUCUAAUUGGGUAUUCCACUAGCACAACAUUCAGUGCUAAUUUGUCCAUAGUCCAGAAUUAAAAAUAGACUCGUGGUUAGCACUUACUUGGCAAUGUCACACCCCCAAAAAAAGAGAUUGGUUCUCCUUCAUUCUGUGAAAUUAGCAACGGAUGUAUGUCACGGUUUAGAUUAGCAGCAGCAAAUUAUGCAAUUAGCUUACACGAGGAAGGGCGUUAUUUGUUUUCGCAAAUGAGUUCAGCUCCCCACCUUGGCUAUCUCCAUGUUCAGCUCACCGGCGAAUGAUUUUCAUCAUCUUUCGGCGGUGAGCUCAGGUUCCUGCCCGGAGAAAAAGUCUUACCAACAAAAAAAAACCUCUGUUUUACACUGUUUUCUUCAGCGAGCACUCCUACCGGGGAUUUGGUGGUGAGCGGAUCUGCUUUCAGAGACUUAUAUUUUAUUGCAGGUGUACUCAUAUGUUAUUAAUUUUUUUUUGUUGCGAGAAAAAAUAUGUUAUUAAUUUUGACUUCUAUUGUUUAGUUUCAGAAAAUCUUAGUCCUUAGCUUGCUUUGGAUGGAUCCUGAAUAACAGCAAGAAAUUCACGAUGGAUGUUACUUUUCUGCUGUUAUAGAUCAGAUCUGCCACCAGUUUCUAAUUGGGUAUUCUACUAGCACAACAUUCAGUGCUAAUUUGUCCAUAGUCUAGAAAUAAAAAUAGACUCGUAGUUAACACUUACUCGGCAAUGUCACACCCAAAUAAAAGGAGAUUGGUUCUGCUUAAAUCUGUGAAAUUGGCAACGGAUGCAUGUCACAGUUUACAUUAUCAGCAGCAAAUUAUGCAAUUAGUUUACAAGAUGCAGGGUGUUAUUUGUUUUCACAAAUGAGGUAUAUGUCUCUUGUAUCCAAUCUCAUGUCAUAUACCUCAUCCCACCCCAGUGUAUAAAAGCCUGACUCAUCUUCAUGUUCCGUUUGAUCAAAGCUUCCUACUUGCGCAGAAAAACUCUCCACGAUGGCCUCCUCCAUAUUCAACUCACGGGCGAGCAAUUUUCCUGGGCUGUCGGCGGAAGCCUCACCUUUUUUUGGCGAGCACUCCUCCCCGGCGAUCUCUUUGGCAGAUUUCUCCGGCAGAUUUGAUGGAGACAUGUAUUCCCAAUUACUGAGUAUGAGUUUGCCAUUGUCUGAAUAUGUGAAGCUGAUUACCAAAACAACGACUGUAUCACCUCCAGGAUAUCCAAAUCAUCGGCGCCUUGUUCUGACUGAUGAUAUCAAACGGCUGAUGAGGCGUGUGCUAGCGUUAAUGCCAGACCCUGAAACUAAUAACAUAUGCUUCUUCAAGUUGAAGGCUAACAAUGUUUUCGUUGACCUUCUGUCUGGAAAACCUUUUCUCCAUGCUGCAUCCUGGACAGCAAAUUAUGACGGCAAUCUUGCGCAGAUGAACUAUGCAAGCGUCGGGGAAAUGUUCAUACAGACAAUCUUCAGUGGAGCAGUGGCAUCUUUGCCUGCUGAUUUCCAGCAACUCCUUGGCCUGAUGAAAACCAAUGGACACACGGCUUCCUAUGCUAUUCAGCAUCAUUGCUCCCUCAUUUGGCGCGUUGACAAGAAAGAGCUUUUUACCCGUAUAUAUGAUUUUUCAAACGAGAUUCUACAGAGGUGGAACUAUAUGUGGUAUAAAGAUGUCAUGAAUAAUUUGCACUUCCCUGCAAACUGGGACACACUCAUUCAGCAAAACCCAUACCUGAAUAUGUUCUACAGAGGAAGUACAUAUUACCCGAAUGCUGGAAAGGAGGUCCUGCGAUUUAAGAGGAACGCCUACAUCCAUUGUUUGCAUCAUGCAUGGGACAUGAAAACAGUGCAGAAAAUUUAUGAUCAGGCAGAUAUGGGAGAGAUGCUAGAGACCUCACUCUCCCUGGUCCUUCAUAGUUUUCAGCUGGAGCUGGAUAAACGAGGACUGCUAAGGUUUACAAUGCUCGAGUCUUUAUUCCACUAGUCUACCGACAGGCCACAAAUCCCGAGCGUACAAGGUAUCAAAUUAAUAAAACCGUGAGCUGUUUCCUGUUGAGGGCUGGCGCUUGGAUAGAUGUUACCUGUUGAGGUUUUUGGCUAUGGUUGUGUGUGAUGUAUGGUGAACUCCUUGUUUCUAGUCUUAGUGUUGAUAGGUUUUUGUCCCGUAGGAGAUAUUUCGAUGUCGAUUCAUCUGUCAGCGGGUUUCCUAUUGAUGCUAGGGCGCUCUUUCUUUCUCGUUUUCUUUGUUUACUUUCUGCUUUAA